Messenger RNA from Magallana angulata, 2678 nucleotides. RefSeq lists its product as uncharacterized. The record is from RefSeq and is a predicted model, not a curated record. The transcript is spliced from 3 exons. The coding region runs from base 363 to 1052 and encodes 229 amino acids. NCBI's taxonomy places the organism in Eukaryota, Metazoa, Mollusca, Bivalvia, Ostreida, Ostreidae.
AUCUCCCCUCCUCCCUGCUCUUCAACACAGACAAAUGAUAUUAUUAUAAUCAAAGUGGAUUCACUGCAAUGUUUUAAAAAAAUAUUUGUUUUAUUUACGUUUACCAAACUGCUGCUAUGUUUUGAACGGAUUAAUAUCAAGGAAUCUAACUGGGCUGUGACAAACAUGAAAAAUUGAUAGAUCGAAUUAUUUAAAAGCAAUUAUCGCAACAGAGGUAACCAGAUCGAUAUUGAACCGAAUAAGCAUUGGAGGUUUCAAAACGACAAAUUACACCGGCGUCGCAGGUAUUUCAGGAAGACUGGGGUAAAAAAAAAGGUAGAUUUAUUUGACGGGUCCCAGUCAUCCAGUCAGGACUUGUUGCUAUGGCAUCGGUGACGACAGACAACGUGACCAACUCACCGUCAAACGGCAGCUUGGUGGGUCCGGCGACACCAGUCGACAACUCACUAUGGGGACAGAUAGAGCAAUUCUAUUCCGACAAAAACAACAUGGCCAUGUACCUGGUCCUUCCGCUAAUUGUUCUUGUAUACGGCGGAUGCAGUUUGAUAUUUUGCAUCUACAAAUGCAUGGGAUAUUGUAAAAAGUCUAAGCGAAGGAAAGACCGCCAACUUCUAAUCAAAGAAAACCGAAGGAGAAGUAUCGUUACACAGCGCCAAGUGGAUAACCGCCCCCGCUCGACAGCAAGCAUCCACCCUGAAAUAACCCAGACCACCGAACAGAAAACCAGGACUACCCCACUACCAUGGGAGGUUCCUGAUAAUUCGGAGACAAAGGUGAAGCAAAUGGACGCAAGGUCUAAACAUGGAAACACAAUGCCCCAGAAAGGACCGAAAACGCACACCGGUAAAACCCCACCACCACCGUACCAAGAAGUAGAGGACGUUAUUUAUUUAAGCGGCCCGAAACAGCCGGGUUAUCCGACUUCCGGUUACCAGCCGAAGAAACAGGAGUACUCUCCCCUGGAACUUACCAAACAACUUCUGAGGAUCGGAGACGAAGAGAAAAACCUGAUGAGAGGUCGGAAGAAACGUCUUGUGUUUACUACAGAUUGAACCCGAACAGCUAAUAACACGAAAAUAUGAAUAAAUGUGAUAUGUACAAAGAUUCCUAAAGAAAACAAUGAAAUGUUAUUUUGUAUUAAUCAUUCAACGUCUAUUUAUAAUCUCUUAAGGAUAUACAACCCUCAGCAAUGUCCCAUAACUCAUUCAAUCCGUCAGGUUAAUACUUACAGUGAAAUCAUCAUGUUUGAUCAUUUGGAGAUAUACUUCUGUACAAUCAACAAAUUUUGCGCGGUUCAAAUGUUCGUGAUUUUCGUGACAAACACGAAUCUGGAUCCCUAAAAACUUUGCAAGCGCAAGCGGCAUGCACAAAAGUCAUCUGUUCUACAAGGAAAAAACCUUUCCUGAGUAUUUAUUCUGCUAUUGAUCUCUUGCCAUCUACAUGUAUAAGGGAGAAUACCUUAAAUAAAUUUACCAUUUUUAAAAUUAUUACCAUAAAUUCCAAGAUUUUGGUCAACUUAAAUAACCUCAAACAGAUAACUUUAAGAAAAAUUGUAAUUGACAAGCAGCAUGAAGCAAUCCUGUGAUUAUUUCUGUGUUGUCACAUUUUUAUUUCUUGUCAUAUUAUUCAUUUGUAAAUAUUUACCAUGCUCUAUUCUUGUUAUUCAGCUUGUCAGGGGAAGUACAUGCGAUAAAUGAUAAUAAGUGAUAACCACUUUCUCAAUUUACCAUUUAUUACAUGAAAAUAUCGUUUGUUUGUAAAUCUUCUGGAGACAUUUCGCAGUUUCGUCAACUUUAAAGAACUUAUAAGUUAUGAAAAUAAUUUAUGUUUAAAAGCGGCAGUAAGUUUUCCUUUAAUUGAUGUCUCCGGAAACAUGAGGAUAAAUGCUAAACACAAAUUGUGAUAUUCCUGUAACAAAAUCAACAAACCUGAAACUAACUGUUCUGGCUUUUUAACUUAAUAACUACCCUCACGAUGCAUGACGUCAAAGUCACUAAUUCCUUAACUCAAAGUAAAAAAGAUGUAAAUAUUAUAUGAGCUUUAGCAAAUGAAAUUGUGACAUUGACGGUGAAAUUGCCACAUUUCCGCUGCGCUCGAAGUUCACCGUCGUCAUAUUUCGAUCGUUAAAUCAAAGAAGUUUCCGGGCGUUGUUUACAAAACCAGAGCAGUCGAAUUGAUUUAUACCCGUGUUUUUUUAAUAUUGAAAACUCGUCUUAUCCUUUAUUUCAAGAUACAUAUAAACUCUGUAAUAUACUCUUCACAUCUCCGUUACCGUGUUUGACAAUUUCUCCUAUAUAGUUUUUAGAUCACAGAUCCUGGCUGGAAUGCAGUCUAGUCUUCUCAAGUGAAGAAUCCUCUAAUUUUCCAUUAGUGAUAACGAUUUCAAAAGAGAAUAAUAAAUCAUUAAUACAUGACAGUCUAUAUUUGGUACAGCAAAAGGGAGGAGAGGAUUUGAGAGACAUCGCAGUAGAGGUAGUUAUCUUUGUAAAAGUUACCUCCCUUGGCAGAAGGCCGUUGGAUUAUUGUCAAGCAUGUUUUCACAUAAAGAUCAUACAUCAUCAUAUUCUUUUUAUCGUGUUACUAUAAUUGUAUUCAUGUAACUAGAUGUGAUACAAUGUUCGUAAUCUUGAUUUAUCUUUGAUCUUGGUACUGUUGUUUUAAUAAAACAAUUAUUUUAU